AUGAAAGCCUUUUUCGCUCUUUCAUGCCUACUGUCGGCUGUACAGGCUGUCACCCUCUCAGACUGCCCCGGCUACAAGGCCUCAAAUGUCAAAACAACCGACACAGGUCUCACGGCCGACCUAGGGCUGAAUGGCGCUACCUGUGGAAUCUACGGUAGAGAUCUUCAUACUCUCAAACUAAUUGUUGAAUAUCAAACAGAUAAACGGUUGCACGUCGUGAUUCAAGAUGGUGGCUUGAAUGUCUUUCAAAUUCAGGAAGACAUCAUUCCUCGGCCCGCCAACAAUAAGGCCAAGGCUGCGGAUUCGGAUCUAGAGUUCAGCCUUAUCGAACAGCCAUUCUCCUUUAAAGUGAAAAGACGCAAGACCGGCGAGGUAUUGUUCGAUACAACAGGGAAUAAGCUCGUCUUUGAAACCCAGUUUCUCCACUUCAAAACUAACCUACCGGCAAAUCCCAACUUAUACGGCCUUGGAGAACAUACCGAUUCAUUUCGAUUCAACACAGAUGGCUCCUAUAGGCGCACACUCUGGAACAGAGAGGCUCCAUUCGUUCCCAGGAAAUCUAAUCUGUACGGCAGCAUGCCGAUGUAUAUAGAGCAUCGCGACACCGGGACCCAUGGCGUUCUUUUCCUCAAUUCUAAUGGAAUGGAUAUCAAUAUGACCAAGACUACUAACGGCCAUUCACUCGAGUAUAAUACUCUUGGAGGUAUCGCCGACCUUUACUUCUUCUCCGGCCCAGAUCCUACGGAUGUUAGCAAGCAACAUGCCGAAGCUUUCGGUUUGCCUGCAAUGAUGCCAUAUUGGUCCCUCGGCUUUCACCAGGCUAAGUACGGUUACUGGGAUGUCAAUAUGCUGGCUGAAGUUGCUGCAAACUAUUCUACAGCUAAUAUCCCACUCGAAGUAGUCUGGGCUGAUAUCGACUACAUGGACUACCGGAAGGACUUCACCCUCGAUCCUCUACGUUUCCCUCUGAAGAAGGUUCGAGAGCUUGUAUCAACUCUCAAGAGUCGCGACCAGCGCUUUGUCAUGAUGUUAGACCCCGGUAUUAGUAACAAGGCUGGUUACGCUCCUUUUACUCGCGGCCAUAACAAAAACGUCUUCCUCAAAACUGCCGGUGGUUCUGACUUCCGGGGCGUACAAUGGGCCGGAGUUGUCGUCUGGCCAGACUACCACUCUCAGGAAGGGCAGCAAUGGUGGAAGGAUGAAAUCCUGUCUUUCUUCAAUCCGGACACCGGGGUGGACGUCGAUGGUAUCUGGAAUGACAUGAAUGAACCCUCGAACUUUUGCCCCGAUGUCAAUUGUGAUCCCGUUGCGCAUGCUAAAGCUGCCAACGCACCGCCCGAGCCUAAGAAUGCUCCUCGAGACAAUACAGGGCGGCCAAUCCCCGGGUUUCCGGCCAGCUUUCAGCCAAAGAGUUCAAAAGGAAGCCUUCCAGAUGAGAUAGAGGAAUACAAUGGUCUCAUUGGGGACGACCUACCCCUUGUUCAGAGGACAACAAAUCUUGUGAAGCGAGCAGAUGGAGACAAGAAAGGUCUCAACGAGAGAACAAAUUAUUAUCUCCUCAAUCCCUUUUACCGAAUCAACAACGCCAAGGGUGACAUCAGCAAGGUCACUGUCUACACCAACAUUACCAACCAUGACGGCACCAAGCAUUAUGAUACUCACAAUUUGUAUGGCCUCACAAUGACCAUUGCUAGUUAUAAGGCGAUGUUGGCUCGUAGGCCAACAAAGCGCCCCUUUGUUCUUACGCGAUCGACCUUCCUUACAACGGGAGUGUGGUCCGCUCACUGGUUCGGUGACAAUUAUUCCAGCUGGGACGACUAUCGGUUCUCUAUUUCGCAAAUGCUCACCAGUUCUGCUGUCCAUAACAUGCCCAUGACCGGAUCAGACGUCUGUGGCUUCAAUGGCAAUGUCAAGGAGGGAAUGUGCGCUCGGUGGGCUAUGCUCUCCGCAUUUCAACCUUUCAUGAGGAAUCAUGCUGAGAUCGGCGCGCCGCAUCAAGAGUUCUAUUUAUGGAGUAGUGUGACCAAGUCGGCGCAAAAGGCCUUGGACGCGCGGUACCGUCUGAUGGACUACAUCUAUACGGCCCUGCAUAUGUCAAGUACAACUGGAUCUCCAAGCGUGUACCCGUUGUUCUUCCUAUACCCUCAAGAUAAGAACACGUAUUCGAUCCAGACACAGUGGUUCUUGGGCAAUUCCAUCCUCAUUUGUCCUGUUGUUACCGAUGAUGGCACAUCAGUUGCCUUUUACUUGCCAGAUGAUAUAUUUUAUGACUUCUGGACUCUUAAACAAGUCAAGGGCGAGGGUAAGACGAUGACACUGAACAAUCUAUCGCUUCAAGAUAUUCCAGUAUACUAUAGGGGAGGAACAAUUGUGCCACAGCGAAGCAAGUCUGCAAUGCGAACAGCGUCCUUGCGAGGUAAUGAGUUCACUCUUUUCGUCGCUCCCGGCAAGGAUGACUCUGCCACUGGCUCUCUAAUUCUAGACGAUGGCGAGAGUCUCAAGGGAAGCACUUCAGAUAUCCAGUUCUCAUACAAGGGCGGCAGCUUGAGCGUUACGGGAUCCUUUGCCUACAAAUCUGGACGCAAGGUGGAGAAGAUUGUGAUUCUUGGAGCGGAUGGUCAAAAGAACAAAACGGGAUCGUGGUCACUUGACAGUGCUUUUUCGGUUUCCGGCUUCUAG
Messenger RNA from Clonostachys rhizophaga, 2679 nucleotides. The record is from the annotation of a GenBank genome assembly. Lineage: Eukaryota; Fungi; Ascomycota; Sordariomycetes; Hypocreales; Bionectriaceae.